Molecule: messenger RNA, 14974 nt
Organism: Syngnathus acus (greater pipefish)
Lineage: Eukaryota; Metazoa; Chordata; Actinopteri; Syngnathiformes; Syngnathidae
Gene: huwe1
Product: HECT, UBA and WWE domain containing E3 ubiquitin protein ligase 1
Exons: 81
Coding region: 209-13849 (4546 amino acids)
Biological process (GO): Golgi organization; membrane fusion; protein polyubiquitination
Cellular component (GO): nucleus; Golgi membrane
Molecular function (GO): protein binding; ubiquitin-protein transferase activity; zinc ion binding
Source: RefSeq, a predicted model, not a curated record
GCGCAAGUGUGUGUGUGCGCGCGCCUGUGAGUGAGUGUGACGACAAUGAUUCAGCGAGUUGCUCUAUGCGUUGCUGCUCGCUAGCUGUUAGCUUGCUAGCUAGCGCGUGCUACGGCUGUCUGGUGAUGAGUCAGGAGGGUGAAGUGACUCAAACAUGCCGUUAAGCGGCCGUUUCCAAAUCAUCUGAGCUUCUAAUAGAUCACCAAUCAUGAAGGUGGACAGAAGCAAGUUAAAGAAAACCCCCACGGAAGCUCCCGCUGACUGCCGGAUACUUAUCGAGAAGUUGAAAGCAUGCAGUGAUGACCAACUGCUUGUUGAACUGCAGCACAUCAAGACCUGGAAUAUUGGCAAGUGCGAGUUGUACCACUGGGUGGAUCUGCUGGACCGCUUCGAUGGCAUUCUGUGCGAUGCGGGCCAGACAUUGGAGAAUAUGUCAUGGCUGCUGGUGUGCGACCGGCCCGACAACAGCCAGCUCAAAGCGCUGCUUUUGGCAGUGCUCAACUUUACAGCGUUGCUCAUUGAGUACAGCUUCUCCAGGCACCUUUACAGCUCCAUAGAGCACUUAACAACCCUGCUGGCGUCAUGUGACAUGCAAGUGGUCCUGUCUGUGCUGAACCUGCUCUACGUCUUCAGCAAGCGUUCCAACUACAUCACAAGACUAGGAUCUGACAAAAGAACACCUCUCUUGGCACGCCUGCAACAUCUGGCUGAGAGCUGGGGAGGAAAGGAAAAUGGCUUUGGCCUAGCUGAAUGCUGCAGGGAUCUUCUUAUGACGAAGUACCCUCCCAGUGCCACCACACUGCACUUUGAGUUUUAUGCUGAACCUGCUCCUGAGGUCAAAGUGGAGAGGAAGACAAGCAGCAACACUCUACACUAUAUUCACAUUGAGCAACUUGACAAGAUUUCAGACAGUCCAUCUGAGAUCAUGCAGUCGCUCACAGGCAUGUACAACAUCCCGAAAGACAAGCAGACAUUGCUCUUCACACACAUUCGUCUGGCUCAUGGCUUUUCGAAUCACAAAAAGAGGCUGCAGGCCGUGCAGGCCAGACUGCAUGCCAUCUCCAUACUGGUUUAUUCAAAUGCGCUUGGCGAGUCCACCAAUAGCAUCCUGUAUAACGGCUUGAUAGAGGAGCUAGUGGAUGUCUUACAGAUUACAGACAAGCAGCUUGUGGAUAUCAAGGCUGCAUCUCUGCGCACUUUAACCUCCAUUGUCCAUUUGGAGAGAACGCCCAAGCUUUCCAACAUCAUUGACUGCACCGGCACCGCCUCCUACCAUGGCUUCUUGCCCGUGUUGGUGCGCAACUGUAUACAGGCGAUGAUUGAUCCUCUGAUGGAACCGUACCCGCAUCAGUUUGCCACUGCACUCUUUUCUUUCCUCUAUCAUUUGGCCAGCUAUGAUGCUGGGGGUGAAGCCCUUGUCUCUUGUGGAAUGAUGGAAGCCCUCUUAAAGGUGAUCAAAUUUCUGGGAGACGAGCAGGACCAGAUCACUUUUGUAACAAGAGCGGUUCGGGUCGUGGACCUCAUCACCAACCUUGACAUGGCUGCCUUCCAGUCACACAGCGGCCUUUCUAUUUUCAUCUGCAGGCUCGAGCAUGAGGUGGACCUAUCAAGGAAAGAGUGCCCAUUCGUCAUUAAGCCAAAGAUCCGAAGGCCAAGGCCCACUGUCGAGUCUGAAGACAUGGACACAGACAUGGAGACGUCUGAGGUUGCCAUGGAAAGCAGCCCUGGGCCAUCGUCUUCUGCUUCCAGACCGGAAGUGGAGCAGAGCGCACCGCCGAGUAGCGCUGCAAACACGCCACGUGCAGGCAUGCAGUGUAUCCCCCAAAGGGCAGCUCUCUUAAAGUCAAUGCUAAAUUUCCUGAAGAAAGCCAUCCAAGACCCCGCCUUCUCUGAUGGCAUCCGCCAUGUCAUGGAUGGAUCCUUGCCUACCUCACUCAAGCACAUCAUCAGUAACGCAGAAUACUAUGGACCCUCGCUGUUCCUUCUUGCAACCGAGGUUGUGACGGUGUUUGUGUUCCAGGAGCCAUCUCUGCUUUCCUCUCUGCAGGACAAUGGCCUCACUGAUGUUAUGCUUCAUGCACUUCUCAUCAAAGAUGUUCCUGCGACACGUGAGGUCUUGGGAUCUCUCCCUAAUGUGUUCAGUGCCUUGUGCCUGAAUGCCCGAGGCCUCCUUUCCUUUGUGCGGUGUCAGCCCUUUGAGCGCCUCUUCAAAGUGCUCUUGUCCCCCGACUACCUACCUGCCAUGCGACGGCGACGCAGCUCAGACCCUUUGGGGGACACUGCAUCAAAUUUAGGAAGUGCUGUCGAUGAGUUAAUGAGACACCAACCAACGUUGAAGACAGAUGCCACCACCGCAAUCAUUAAGUUAUUGGAGGAGAUAUGCAAUUUGGGCCGAGCUCCCGAGUAUGUGUGCCAGAAACCGUCUAUCCAGAAAGCCGACGGAACUGCGGCCGUGCCGCCGGCACGCUCCAGCCAUGCUGCCGAAGAAGCUUCAAGUGAGGAUGAAGAGGACGAGGAGGCCCUCCACACAUUUAGCCAGCAGCAGGGGGAGGCAGAGAGCAACAGACAGGUGGUGGGAACUGAGGAGCGGAUCCCUAUUCCUUUAAUGGAUUACAUUUUGAAUGUGAUGAAGUUUGUGGAAUCCAUACUUAGCAACAAUACGACGGAUGACCACUGUCAGGAGUUUGUCAACCAGAAGGGGCUGCUCCCACUGGUCUCUAUUCUGGGCUUGCCCAACCUGCCCAUAGAUUUCCCCACCUCAGCGGCCUGCCAAGCUGUUGCUGGAGUGUGCAAGUCCAUUUUGACUCUCUCACACGAGCCCAAAGUACUUCAAGAGGGAUUGUGCCAGCUCGACACUAUUCUAACGUCCCUGGAGCCCCUUCAUCGGCCAAUUGAGGUUCCCGGGGGAUCUGUUCUUCUGAGGGAGCUGGCUAAUGCCGGCCAUGUCGCCGAUGCCACUUUGUCGGCUCGUGCCACGCCGCUGCUCCACGCGCUGACUGCUGCGCAUGCCUACAUCCUCAUGUUUGUCCACACCUGUCGAGUGGGACAGAGUGAGAUCAGGGCAAUCUCAGUCAAUCAGUGGGGAUCCCAGUUGGGUUUGACUGUUCUCAACAAGCUGAGUCAGCUCUACUGUUCGCUGGUAUGGGAGAGUACUGUUUUGCUCUCCCUUUGUACGCCCAACAGUCUGCCUCCAGGCUGUGAGUUUGGCCAAGCGGACAUGCAGAAACUCUUACCCAAAGAGGAGAAACCCUCCAAUAGUGCCGCAACAAGCACCACCCCUGUCUCCAAGAAAGCGGUAGACUCUGAGGCGGUCGAACCAUCUGGUAGCGGCGGGCUAUUGGAAGGCAUGGGUUUAGAUGGCGAUAGCUUGGCUCCCAUGGAGACAGACGAGCCCACGUCAACAGAUCCGAAGGCCAAGUCCAAGCUCACCCCAGCGAUGGCCACACGCAUUAAACAAAUCAAACCCCUCCUCUCUGCGUCAUCCCGUCUCGGAAGGGCACUCGCCGAGCUUUUUGGCCUGCUGGUGAAGUUGUGCGUCGGCUCCCCGGUGCGUCAACGGCGCUCCCAUCACGCCACAAGCACAGGCACGACGCCCACGCCCGCCGCCCGAGCCACCGCUUCGGCUCUUACAAAGCUCCUCACCAAGGGUCUGAGUUGGCAGCCCCCACCCUACACACCCACCCCUCGCUUCAGGCUGACUUUCUUCAUCUGCUCUGUUGGCUUCACAUCCCCCAUGUUGUUUGAUGAGAGGAAGUAUCCGUACCACCUCAUGCUGCAGAAGUUUUUCUGCUCUGGUGGACAUGAUGCCUUGUUUGAGACUUUCAACUGGGCCCUGUCAAUGGGUGGAAAAGUUCCCGUGUCAGACGGUCUGGAGCAUACCGAGUUACCAGAUGGGACAGGAGAGUUUCUGGAUGCGUGGUUGAUGCUGGUGGAGAAGAUGGUCAAUCCCAGCACUGUGCUGGACUCUCCGCAUUCCCUGCCAGCAAAGAUGCCUGGGGUCACCCCAACCACACCCCAAUUCAGUGCUCUUCGGUUCCUCAUAGUAACCCAGAAGGCUGCAUUCACCUGCAUCCGCAGCCUAUGGAACAGGAAGCCGCUGAAAGUUUAUGGAGGCAGGAUGGCUGAAUCUAUGCUGGCCAUCCUUUGCCACAUCCUGCGGGGGGAGCCGGUUAUCCAGGAGCGCUUGGCCAAGGAGAGAGAGGGCACAGUACGUCCAGAUGACGAGGGGGCUCCUUCUUCUUCUCUGGGACAAAGUGGAGCACCGGGUGUACCUGCAACCAGCGGAGAGACACCAGCAUCCACGGCACCAAGUGCUGGAGUGCCAGCUGUGGGAUCGGCUGAGGAGUCGACUAAUUCCACUCCAAGACGUGACCCCCAGGUCAACCAGGCACAGCUUACACAGCUGAUAGAUAUGGGUUUCUCAAGAGAGCAUGCCAUGGAGGCACUAUUGAACACUAGUACCAUGGAGCAAGCCACAGAAUAUCUUCUUACUCACCCUCCCCCUCACCUUGGGGGAGCAGUAAGGGAUCUUUCCAUGUCUGAAGAGGACCAAAUGAUGAGAGCGAUUGCUAUGUCACUUGGCCAGGAGGUCAGCAUGGAGCAACGUUCCGACUCCCCUGAGGAAGCGGCACGUCGGCGCGAGGAGGACGACAGGAGAGCCAGGGAGCGAGCAGAGGAGGAGGAGGCCCGCUGCCUGGAGCGCUUCAUGGAGGCCGAACCCCUGGACCCGCAGGAGCUGCACACCUUCACAGACUCUAUGCUCCCCGGCUGCUUCCACCUGUUGGAUGAGCUGCCCGACACGGUCUACAGACUCUGUGACCUGCUGAUGACAGCCAUCAAGAGGAGUGGCCCCGAGUACAGGGACCUCAUCCUUGGCCAGGUCGUCGAUCAGGUGUGGGAUGCGGCGGACGUGUUGAUCAAGGCGGCUGUGCCUCUGACUACAAGUGACACAAAGACUGUGUCCGAAUGGACUAAACAAAUGGCCACACUGCCCCAGGCAUCAAAGCUGGCCACUCGAAUUCUGCUGCUCACGUUGCUAUUUGAGGAACUGAAGCUCAUGUGUACCACAGUAGUAGAAAAGAGUGGCAUUCUGGAUUUGCUGAUUAAGCUUCUCGAGGUGGUACAGCCAUGUCUGCAGGCUGCAAAAGAACAGAAAGACAUUCAGACACCAAAGUGGAUCACACCAGUCUUGCUGAUUAUUGACUUUUAUGAGAAAAUGGCAGUAUCUUCACUGCGCAGAUCGCAAAUGAACAAGUAUCUUCAGCCUAAUGGGAACAACUGGAGAUGGUUUGAUGACCGCUCAGGCCGUUGGUGCAGUUACAGCGCUUCCAACAACAGCACUAUUGACUCUGCGUGGAGGGCCGGAGAAACUAAUGUUCGCUUCACAGCCGGACGCAGACGAUACACGGUUCAGUUUAACAACAUGGUGCAGGUAAAUGAAGAGACUGGCAACCGGAGGCCAGUGAUGUUGACUGUUCAGAGACUUCCACGCUUGCCCAAAGCGGCCAAGGCGGGUUGCGUAACAGACCCCGAGAGAGAAGAGGGAGACCGGUGCAAAGUGGAAGAAACUCCGACCUAUCUUGACGCCGGGGCAGCAGUGGAAAUGAGUAUCCCCAAGGAUGUUUCCAGCCAUCCUAAGGAGGCGACCUCUGGCUCGGCGCCUUCCCAGGAGUCGGACUCUUUGCAAGGCUCGGCCGUCGUAGGCCUGAGUGACGACAUGACCACCGUUCUUAUCCGCGCUUGUGUCAGCAUGAUUAGCGUCCCGGUGGACCCAGACACCCUGCACGCGACGCUGCGUCUCUGUUUGCGUUUGACGCGAAAUCACCACUAUGCCAUGAUGUUUGCCGAGCUCAAGAGCACUCGAAUGAUUCUUGGACUGACGCAGACCUCCGGGUUCAAUGGCUUCACACCUCUUGUCACGCUGCUCUUCAGACACAUCAUCGAAGAUCCAGCUACUCUUCGGCAUACUAUGGAAAAGGUGGUGAGAUCUGCAGUGACCAGCGGAGCAGGCAGCACCACCUCAGGGGUGGUGUCAGGCAGCCUUGGCUCAAGGGAAAUCAAUUAUAUCUUGCGCGUGCUGGGCCCUGCCGCGUGCCGCGACCCGGAAUGUUUUGCCGAAACUGCCAGCAAUUGUGUCCGCAUUGCUCUGCCCGCACCCCGCGGAGCUGGCACAGCGUCCGACGACGAGUUUGAAAAUCUUCGUAUAAAAGGGCCAAAUGCCGUGCAGCUGGUGAAAACCACUCCUCUGAAAUUGUCACCCCUACCUUCCAUUCCUGACACCAUCAAGGAGGUCAUAUACGACAUGCUCAACGCCUUGGCUGCAUACCAUGCUCCCGAAGAACCUGAACGCCCAGAAGAACGUGUGUCAGCUGUUCCCGGCGGCCAAGACCUGUGCCAGAUAUUGCAGGACGUCGGCGAUGACGUUUACCAACAGUACCGUCUCACUCGACAGGGCAGUGACUUUGACUCCCAGUCCGCAUUCCAUAUCAAUACUCAAGUUUUUGCUGCGGAUGGAGCGGUGGCAGAGUCAUCCCAGUCUGGCACACCACAAGGAGAAGCCUCCACUCCCGAGGAGAUGCGUGAGGGAAAGAAAGAGCAGGAGGGUGAUAAGAGUAGCAGCUCAGAGGAGGCUAAGGCGGCAAAGGUAAAGGCGAGCAAACCUCUCAUGCCUACCUCCACCAUCCUGAGACUGCUGGCUGAACUGGUGCGCUCCUAUGUUGGCAUUGCCACACUAAUUGCCUCUUACUGCUACACUGCAGGACAAUCUGAGCUUAUUAAGGAGGAUUGCAGUGUGCUCGCUUUUGUGCUCGACCACUUGCUGCCUCACACCCAAAAUUCAGAGGACAAGGACACCCCUGCCUUGGCCCGUCUUUUCCUUGCCAGCCUAGCCGCCGCUGGCACCGGCACCGAUGCCCAGGCUGCUCUGGUUAACGAGGUGAAAGCUGCCCUCAGUCGAGCUUUAGGAAUGACAGAAGGUGCUGAGAAACAUGCGAGGCUUCAGGCAGUGAUGUGCAUCAUCAGCACCAUCAUGGAGUCGUGUCCCUCCACGUCCAGUUUCUAUAGCACAGCAGCAGCCAAGACGCAACAUAAUGGCAUGAAUAAUAUCAUACGGCUAUUUCUCAAGAAAGGACUGGUCAGCGACUUGGCUCGUGUGCCGCACAGCUUGGAUUUGUCCAGCCCCAACAUGGCCAACACGGUGAAUGCUGCCCUUAAGCCUCUGGAGACUCUGUCCCGCAUUGUUAAUCAGCCCAGCAGUUUGUUUGGGAGCAAAGGAUGUUCCAACAAGAACAAAACCGAAAAUGACACAACGGGCGCUGCAAGGGAUAGCAACAGCAACACUCAAGAUCAAGGAGAAUCUGGUGAAGCGGAGCCAGUGGAGGGCAACCACAGAGUGCAGGGAGCGGACAGCGACCUGAUGGAUGGAGAAACGGAGGGAGACACGGUGGUCAUUGCUGGUCAACCGGAGGUUCUCAGCACUCAGGCUAUGCAGGUGGAGAAUGAGUUGGUGGAUCUGAUUGAUGAGCUACUUGAGAGAGACGGCGGUACCGUCAGUAGUGCAAUCAUAGUCGGGCGAAGUGCUGAGGAUGAAUCACAAGAGGAUGUGCUGAUGGAAGAGGCCCCCUCCAAUAUUAGCCAGGCAUCCACUCUUCAGGCAAACCGAGAAGACUCCAUGAAUAUCCUGGAACCAGAGGAUGAGGAGCACACGCAAGAAGAAGACUCCAGCGGCAGCAACGAUGAUGACGACAGCCAGGAUGAAGAAGAGGAGGAGGAGGAAGACGAGGAGGAGGACCCGGAUGACGAGGAAGGAGAUGAGGAUGAUGACGACGAAGGUUCAGAGAUGGAGUUGGAUGAGGAUUUCCCUGACAUCAACGCCGCCCCUCAUAUCCGCUUUGAGAGAUUUGACAGGGACGAUGACCUCAUCAUCGAGUUUGACAACAUGUUCUCCAACAAUGCUGACAUCCCUCCCUCCCCAGGCAACAUCCCUAGCGCCCACCCACUGAUGGUGCGCCACGCUGACCACGGUUCCCUCACCCUAGGUGUGGCCGGCACAAGCAGCCGUCUGGCGCAAGGCAUGGGUCGCAGCCAGCGGACGCUCAGGCAACUCACUGCCAACAGCGGGCACACCAUCCAUGUCCACUACCCUGGAAACCGCCAGCCCAACCCUCCCCUCAUCCUGCAGAGGUUGUUGGGACCCAGUGCCGCAGCAGACAUUUUGCAACUGUCCAGCUCGCUACCUCUGCAGUCUCGUGGUCGAGCCCGUCUUUUGGUCGGAAACGAGGACGUCCACAUCAUUGCUCGUUCCGAUGACGAAUUUGACGACUUUUUCCACGAGCAGAGCAGCACGGGAGGUCAAGCUGGCACCCUCUCAAGCAUUCCUACCGCCUUAACUCGAUGGACAGAUGAGUGUAAAGUGCUGGAUGCGGAAAGCAUGCACGACUGUGUCGCAGUUGUGAAGGUGCCGAUCCUGCAGCAUCUGGAAGGUCUGCGAGACGAGGAGUUAGAAGAGCGCAGGGAAAAGCGGAGGCGGCAGCUGGCGGAAGAGGAAGAGUCCAAACAAAAUGAGCGGAGGGCCUCUGGAGCAGAGCAGACCAGGGAGCAGGGCCUGCAGGGUUCUGGAUUGGGGACAGUUAAUGGUGCAGAAAGCACAGCAGAGGGUGAGCAGUCUCAAGGAGUUGCAGUGUCUUCUCUAGACCCACCGAGGGUGUCAGAAGGCUUCCUUACUGCUCCACCUUCUGGAGAGGUCACUCCCACUACGCCAGCCCCACAUGAACAGGCCCUAGUUUCCUUGGAAACUGCAAUCAAUCAACAGGUCCACCAACCGAUGGCUGGCCUACUGUUGGCCGAGUCGCAUGCCAGCUCAUUGGCGGCUUUGGCCGGCGCUCGACUUCCACCUUUGGCAGCAGCCGACAGGCCUAAUAGUGAAGCAGAAGCAUCUCAGAUGGAAAUGUCCCCAGCACCCACAAUCGCCUCAAGCCCGGAUAUGGUUGAGACCUCAGAACCAACAGUAGUGGGUGUGUCACGACUGGAGGGGUCACCAAUGGACACCAGCAGCCCCGCCUCUGCCACGCAAGAUGAAGCCGUUGCCAACCCUGCUCAGACUGCCCUUGUGUCGCAAGAUCUGUCUGCCAGCGGGGAGAGCGAGUUGACCGACAGGCAGACCAUUACGGAGACUGGCUCCACUUCAGUUUCAUCUGCCGGUGAAGCAAUCAUCAGGAGUGACAGUGUCGACAGCCAAUCCCAGCCUAUCCAGGAAGAGCCUCUCCCAUCCACAAGCAAUGACGAAGAAGAUCCACUUGCAGGUACAGGAAUCAGUCUUCCUGAGGGUGUGGAUCCGUCUUUCCUGGCAGCGCUUCCUGAGGACAUUCGUAGAGAAGUGCUUCAAAAUCAGUUGGGAAUAAGACCACCAUCUCGCACGGCCGCUGCUACCAGCCUGCCCUCUUCUACCGCGCCUGUACUAACAGGACCAGGGGUUACGGAGGUCAGCCCUGAGUUCCUGGCUGCCUUGCCGCCUGCCAUACAGGAGGAGGUCCUUGCCCAGCAACGAGCCGAGCAGCAGCGCAGGGAGGUUUCCCAACAGCCCACAACGGGAGAUACUCCCCUGGACCCAGUUACCUUCAUCCAGACGCUGCCCUCUGAGCUAAGACGCAGUGUGUUGGAAGACAUGGAGGACAGCGUGUUGGCCGUCAUGCCUCCCGACAUCGCCGCCGAAGCCGCGGCUUUGCGUCGGGAGCAAGAGGCACGACAAAGGCAACUGAUGCACGAGCGGCUCUUUGGUCACAGUUCAACAUCUGCGCUCUCGGCCAUCCUGCGCUCGCCAGCCUUCACCAGUCGCUUAGGGAGCAAUCGUGGAGUCCAGUACACCCGACUGGCCGUGCAGAGAGGAGGCACAUUCCAGAUGGGCGGCGGCUCGAACCACAGACCAUCCAGUUCCAGUGUGGAUUCUUUGUUGCGCCUGCGCGGCCGUUUUCUGCUGGAUCACGAGGCCUUGUCCUGUCUGCUGGUGUUGCUGUUUGUGGACGAACCCAAGCUCAACACCAGCCGUCUGCACCGUGUGCUCAGGAAUCUUUGCUACCACUCGCAGACACGCGGCUGGGUCAUCCGCAGCCUGUUGUCCAUCCUCCAACGCAGUAGUGAGAGUGAGGUGUGUGUGGAGACCUCGCGCCUUGAAGAUUCUCGUGGAAAAAGGAGCUCCCAGGGAGGCUGCGGCGCUAAAGGCUCAGCUGCCGCCGCCCUCUGCUCUUCCUCCUCCUCCCUCGAGCUUCUAAACAGAGUGGAGUCUCGUAGUUCCAGCCAACUUUCUUGGCUCUCUGUGUCCAUGGAUGCGGCCUUGGGCUGUCGGACUAACAUCUUCCAGAUCCAACGGGUAUCUGGUAGGAAGCAUGCUGACCGUCACUCAGCUGCUGCUGCUGCUGCAGCAGCAUCCGGAGCCCUGGGAGGUGGUAUGUCGGGAGCUCCUGCGGGGGUAAGCUGUGCGGGAGGUGGAGGCUCCACCGUACACAUCCAUCCGCAAGCUGCCCCUGUCGUUUGUCGACAUGUGUUGGACACACUCAUCCAGCUAGCCAAGGUGUUCCCCAGUCACUUCACCCAGCAGCGUUGUAAGGAUCUGUCCGUGUCAUCCUCUGACCUGGAAGCCCGACUUUGUUCGAGCUCCUCGGGCGUGGGCGGUAUGAGCGGAGGAUCAAAGUCAAGUUCACAGGCUCAAAACAACCCCAACUCCAAUGCUUCGGGUGCACAGAACGCUUUUGGCUCCUCAUCAAUCACUCCCCAGUCUUUGGGAAUUUCCACCGAUUUUUGGGACCUGCUUGUAAAGUUGGACAACAUGAAUGUCAGUCGCAAAGGAAAAGCCUCAAUGAAGACGGUGCCUUUAGGGGGCAACGCCGAGGCCGAGGGACUCCAGUUAAGCCUGGAAACGUCCCCCCUUGGUCAGUUGAUGAACAUGCUGUCCCAUCCCGUCAUCAGGCGGAGCUCCUUGCUCACUGAAAAGCUGCUGCGUCUGCUCUCGCUCAUAUCCAUUGCCCUGCCUGACAACAAGGCCACGGAGGUGCCUGCAGGCCACGCCACUCCACAGUCAGCCAACCCCAACCAGAUCAUCAGCUCGGCUGCCGCAGCCCCUGGCACUGCGCAGGGCACAGUGGCAUCAAGCACCCAGUCCGCUCCAGUGGGCACAGUGGCCUCUGCGGGAUCUGGAACCCAGAGCACCUCCUCAGGGACAAGUCUCUUAAUGUUUGCGAGUUCCACGCCAUUGCCGACAUCCACAGUCUUCACAGCAGCAAAAACAAAGAGCUCUUCAAGUAGCACGGAGAGUGACAACAAGAUUGCCUCUGCUGGACUUACAGAGAAACAGCUUCAGCUUUCAGUAGAGGUGUUGACUUCUCAUUCAUGCUCAGAAGAGGGUCUGGAAGAUGCAGCAAAUAUAUUACUUCAGUUAUCCAGGGGAGAUGGUUCCACCAGGGACACUGUGCUCAGACUGCUGCUCAGUGGCGCAAGACAUCUUGGUUAUACCCUUUGCAAACAAAUUGGUACGCUACUGGCGGAACUCCGAGAGUACAAUUUGGAGCAGCAGAGGAGAGCGCACGCAGAUUCUCAUUCCCCCGAUGCACCUCCUGAUGAUUCCUCCAUCUCUGGCAGACUUAAGGGCAAAAUGACCAGCAGGUGUUUGUCGUUUGGCCGCAGGUUUGAUGGAGCAGAGAGCGUGGUGAUUGUGGCUGCACAGAAGCGCACGCUCGGCGGACGAGAACUGCAACUCCCCUGUAUGAGCUCUCUCACCUCCAAGACAUCGACACAGAAAUUUUUCUUGCGAGUGUUGCAGGUCAUUAUCCAACUUCGCGAGGACACGCGCCGUGCCAACAAGAAAGCCAAACAGACCGGGCGAAUAGGCUCGGCCAGCCUGGGCUCAGCCAGCAGCAUUCAGGCUGCCGUUCGUCAACUGGAGGCCGAGGCCGACGCCAUCAUCCAGAUGGUGAGAGAGGGUCAGCGGGCACGUCGGCUCACACAGGCGCCUCCGCCCACCGCCGCCUCGGUCGCCGUCGCCGCCGGAUCGUCAGUCGCAGCGUCUCAUGCCCCCGCCGGUGCUGCUCCCCCUGCUGGCACAGCUGCUGCCGCUACGUCCGAAAUGCAGUCGGUGUCAGAGGCUCAGGCGACUCAGAGAGAUGACUCGCCAAUGGAUGUUGACCAGACAUCUAUGGAGCUGGACUCUUCAACUCUGGAUGAGGAAGGAAAUGGCCAAUCAGAGAGUGAGGAGAAACUCCCUGACCUCCCUCUGCUCAGCGAGCAGCUCCUGCUGGAUGAGCUGUGGGACAUGCUCGGAGAAUGCUUGAAGGAGCUCGAAGAGUCCCAUGACCAGCACGCUGUCUUGGUUCUCCAGCCUGCUGUGGAGGCCUUCUUCCUUGUCCACGCCACCGAGCGAGAGAGUAAACCUCCUGUCCGGGACACUCGGGAGAGCCAGCUUUCGCACAUCAAGGAUGAGCCUCCGCCGCUUUCUCCGGCGCCGCUCACACCAGCAACACCGUCGUCCCUAGACCCGUUCUUCUCCCGGGAACCGUCCUCCAUGCACAUCUCUUCAAACUUGCCACCAGACACACAGAAGUUCCUCCGAUUUGCCGAAACUCACCGCACAGUACUCAACCAGAUACUGCGUCAGUCCACCACUCAUUUGGCUGAUGGACCUUUUGCGGUCUUGGUGGAUUAUAUCCGUAUCCUGGACUUUGAUGUGAAGAGGAAGUAUUUCCGCCAGGAGCUGGAACGCCUGGAUGAAGGCCUGAGGAAAGAGGACAUGGCUGUGCACGUAAGAAGAGAUCACGUGUUUGAGGACUCGUACAGAGAACUUCAUCGCAAGAGCCCCGAGGACAUGAAGAACAGGCUGUACAUUGUCUUUGAAGGAGAAGAGGGCCAAGAUGCCGGCGGCCUUCUGAGGGAAUGGUACAUGAUCAUCUCCCGCGAGAUGUUCAACCCCAUGUACGCCCUGUUCCGCACGUCGCCCGGAGAUCGGGUCACCUACACCAUCAAUCCCUCGUCCCACUGCAACCCCAACCACCUGAGCUACUUCAAGUUUGUGGGCCGGGUGGUGGCCAAAGCCGUUUAUGAUAACCGGUUAUUGGAGUGUUACUUCACACGAAGCUUUUACAAGCACAUCCUGGGCAAGAGUGUCAGGUACACCGACAUGGAGAGUGAGGACUACCCCUUCUUCCAGGGUUUGGUCUACUUAUUGGAGAACGACGUGUCCACAUUAGGCUAUGAACUCACAUUCAGCACAGAGGUCCAAGAGUUCGGUGUCUGUGAAGUGAGAGACCUCAAGCCAAACGGCGCCAACAUUCUGGUCACAGAAGAAAACAAAAAAGAAUACGUGCACCUGGUUUGCCAGAUGAAGAUGACAGGCGCCAUCCGCAAGCAGCUGGCCGCCUUCCUGGAGGGCUUCUACGAGAUCAUCCCCAAGAGGCUGAUCUCCAUCUUCACCGAGCAGGAGCUGGAGCUGCUCAUCUCUGGCCUGCCCACCAUCGAUAUCGAUGACCUCAAGGCCAACACGGAGUACCACAAAUACCAGUCCAGCUCCAUCCAGAUCCAGUGGUUCUGGAGGGCCCUGCGUUCCUUCGACCAAGCGGACCGAGCCAAGUUCUUACAAUUCGUCACCGGCACCUCCAAAGUUCCCCUUCAGGGUUUCGCCGCUCUUGAGGGCAUGAACGGCAUCCAGAAGUUCCAAAUCCACCGUGACGACCGCUCCACCGACCGCCUGCCCUCCGCUCACACUUGUUUCAACCAGCUGGACCUCCCUGCCUACGAGAGUUACGAGAAGCUGAGACACAUGCUGCUGCUGGCCAUCCAGGAGUGCUCUGAGGGAUUCGGGCUGGCUUAAUCAAUGAGACUCUUGAAGACGCACACACACACACACGCACACACCUGAAUUAGAGCUUGACGACCCCACAUAGUUAAAUUUCUUUAACAGCGCCUACAUAGAUGAUACUGGAUGACUUGUUUAAUGGUGCAGAGUUUCUGGUUUCCAGUCCGUACACGACAGAUCAAAACCACAUGGAGAAUCUCGCGUGUAAAAGACACGCACGACACAUGCGCGCUUGUCAGCCCCUCCCCAUUUAAAUGGAAAGGGCAAAUGCAAAGGCGACUGGACUUAUAUAAGAGACAUUUUCUUCAUCUAGGUUGAUUUUUCUCUGUACAAAAGGUUUGGGAGUUUAUUGUUUCAACUUUUUUUGUUCCUCUGGCUGUGUAAAAAGAAAAAAAGAAUGUGUGAACAGGAUGGUUAUAAAACCUUUGCGUUGGUGGUUUCUUGUUGCAAAUUUUUGAUCACAAGCCUUGAUUUUGUUCGUUUGUUUUGUUUUGGGCUGAACAACUUGAGAAGUUCACAAAAAUGCACUUUUCAAAAACAUUUUGUGGCAUUUUUAAGGAAGAAUGGUACACUUGAAGCCAAAACCUGAAGGAGAUUAAAAAAAACAAAAAAAAAAAACAAAUUCUAGAGUAUUUUUGACUAUUAAAUUGCUGACAGCCUUGAGCCUUUGAAUCCGAUUGGAAUAACAUGAAUAAAUGCAUAAAGUUGCUUCUUGUCUUUUUAAAUGUUUUAACUUUAACCUUAUAAAUUACCAAAUCCAGAAAGAUGCUUAAGGACUUUCGAUGCAUCAUGCCAGAUUUAUAUUUAAAGUAAAUCCUACCCAAUAACAACACCGCCAGAAAUGUUGCCUCGUGUUCCUUUCCUCCAAACGGCCUUGCUCAGGAACUUGUGUACCUGAGUCCACAGGCUUCGGUGCUUGAAAGUGGGCAAUGAAGGCAAGUUUGUUUGGUUAUUUCUUCAGCUCAAUUCCAGCAAAUUGACUGCUUUAGCGUGACCAAAAAAAGGCUUCCUUAAAUAUUUUAGGAUGACUUGUCCUAAAACUUAUAUAUUGUGUAUAAUAAAUAGUUAGCAUCUGCCCUGCUUCUAGUAUUGAGGAUUGAAAGAGCCAGAAUGGACACCAAUAAAUAUACUAGUAAAAUG